AUGUCCGGAAAUCUGAGAAUCAUCAUCAUCAUUGACAACAUGACAACAGUGUUCAACACCGAUGCUUCACUGAAAAUACAAAUAAAGUACUAUGUUCACAAACUUCCAAGACAUUCCUUGACAAGCGUUGACUUCACCCCCGUCUUUGAGCAAUGCGGGUGCGAGCUCAUCCGGAACAGGAACUCGGUGGCGCUUGAGGGAGCAUACGCAAUUGUAAACCUCCGUUGGUUGGUGGAGUGCGUUGGUGGAGUAGUGGUUACACGCUCGCCUCGCAUGUCAGAUGUCCGGGGUUCAAAUCCCGGCACGGUCAUUGGAUAUGCACCGCUGAUGAGCUCUAAUAAGAGCGAAACUCGACUCGCGCGUGCAAUGCGGAGCCACCUACCCCCCCCCCAAUCAUCGGUGAACGAAACUGCGGCAGCUACAACCAGUGUACGACGAGCGGUCGGUUCUUACAGCUGA
This is a messenger RNA of Opisthorchis viverrini, 459 nucleotides long. RefSeq lists its product as hypothetical. The record is from RefSeq and is a predicted model, not a curated record. The transcript is spliced from 3 exons. Bases 1 to 459 code for a protein of 152 amino acids. NCBI's taxonomy places the organism in Eukaryota, Metazoa, Platyhelminthes, Trematoda, Opisthorchiida, Opisthorchiidae.